AUGACUGGCCAUGGAGGUGAUGAGUUUCUCAAGUUUCAAGAUUCUGAAGAACUCAAGAGCCACGAUUUAGCAGAUGCCGUCAAACAAAUGAAAGAGAGGCGUAGAUUCAAGGAGCUGAUGAUAAUGAUUGAUACAUGCCAAGCUGCCACUCUCUUUAACCAGCUUCAGUCUCCGGGUGUUUUGGCAAUUGGUAGCAGUCUUAAAGGAGAGAACUCAUAUUCUCAUCACCUGUAUUCAGAUAUUGGUGUAUCUGUUGUAGAUCGGUUUACAUAUUACACUCUUGCCUUCUUUGAGAGGUUCAAUAUAUAUGACAAUCCAUCACUUAACAGUUUGUUUAGGUCCUAUGAUCCGAGACAGCUAAUGUCUACUGCCUAUUACCGGACCGAUCUUUACCAGCCAAAACUUACGGAGGUACCGGUGACAAAUUUCUUCGGUUCAGUUAUGGAGACAAUUCAUACUGGUUCAGCUUACGAAGCCUUCUCAAGUAGAAUCUCAGAUAAGAAGAUCAAAUCAGACAUGCCCCUCAAUCAGCUCUCCGGGGAAGAUCUUAAAGAAGAUGUUCAGAAUGCAAACAACCAAAAGGAUGUGUUGAAAACUGAGAAGCAAAAAUGCCCAUAUACACAAAUGCGAGCAGACCUCCACGAGAAACUGGUCAGGACUGAAAAUGUGUAUACAGUGGUUAAUCUCAGCAUAGCGGUGAUGGUUCUCGUUGUAAUGAUGGCAUCAUCUCUGUUAUGA
Messenger RNA from Eruca vesicaria subsp. sativa (arugula), 738 nucleotides. NCBI's taxonomy places the organism in Eukaryota, Viridiplantae, Streptophyta, Magnoliopsida, Brassicales, Brassicaceae. The record is from the annotation of a GenBank genome assembly.